Gaeumannomyces tritici R3-111a-1 is the source of this 2564-nucleotide messenger RNA. RefSeq lists its product as hypothetical. The transcript is spliced from 6 exons. Lineage: Eukaryota; Fungi; Ascomycota; Sordariomycetes; Magnaporthales; Magnaporthaceae. The record is from RefSeq and is a predicted model, not a curated record. Gene Ontology annotation, biological process: proteolysis. The coding region runs from base 234 to 2411 and encodes 725 amino acids. Gene Ontology annotation, molecular function: serine-type endopeptidase activity.
CGGGCAAUCUGCAAGAGUGCGGGGUAGCACUGACCUCAUCCCAUCUGCCGCCCGGCCUGACGAGCACAGCAACGAGGCCCAAUCGCUCUCCUCCUCCGCCCCUUUGGAUGGUCCUUGACGUUUAGCCUGGUAUAUAAACCUCUGGGUGGGCCGCGACGCCUAGAUAGAACUACCUAUCCACUGGUACCUGGCUGGGUCCCGUAUUAUCCGAACGUAUCCUCAAACCUCCGGCCAUGACCGUCGUCGCCACCAAGUUCACCCCGGAGGUGCUCCUGUCGGCGCCCCGGAGGUCUGCCGGCUCGCCAAACCUGUCGGGCAAGAAGAUCCUGUUCACCGUCUCGACCUACUCGUUCGAAGACCACAAAAAGACGUCGCAGAUUAAGGUGCUCGACGUCGCGUCGGGCCACUCGACCAUCCUCUACGAUGACUUGUCGUAUAGCGAGCCCGUGUGGGUGGACGAGGAGUACUUCCUGUUUGUCAAGAGCGGCGAAAAGGGCACCUCGAGCCUGAUGUUGGGCAGCGUCUCGGCCGACUGCGAGCCGGCCGAGGUCUACCAGGCCAGGGGCAGCGUCUCGAACCUCAAGGUCAAGCCGCUCUCGAACAACAGGGUGCUGCUGGCCUGCUCCGCCCUGGCCACACCCGACGGGCAGAUGUACAACCCGGACAAGGACGACGAGAAGGUCUACCACACCGGCCGCGUAUACUCGUCGCUCUAUGUGCGCCACUGGGACUCGUACGUCGGCAAGAACAAGAACGCCGUCUGGUACGGCACCCUGAAGUGGCAGCCCGCCUCGGGCUCCGGCAGCAGCAAGAGCGGCCGGACCCUGUCGGUCGAGAGCAGCCAGGGGCUCAUCAACGCCCUGGCCGGCACGGGACUCGAGUCGCCGGUGCCACCCUUUGGCGGGGCCAGCGACUUUGACGUCUCCCCGCACGGCCUCGCCUUCGUCGCGCGCGACCUGGACGUGAACCCGGCCAUCUACACAAAAUCGAGCGUGUACUUUGUCCCCCUCGACUUCGCCUCUGGCUCCCCCAAGGCCGCGGGGCAGCAGCAGCCGACGGCCAUCCCGACCCCCGGGCUUGCAGGGUACAGCGCCGGCCCGGCCUUCAGCCCGGACGGGCGGUCGCUCGCCUUCACGCGCAUGCGGGACAUGCAAUACGAGAGCGACAAGCCCCGCCUCAUGCUGGCGCGCGACGUCGCCGCCGACCCCGGCGCGGGCGCGCGCGAGUUCUUCGCCACCGACGACGGCGAGGGCGCCUGGGACCUGCGGCCCGACGGCGCGCCGCUCUGGAGCGACGACGCGGCCGAGCUCUUCGUCGUGGCCGAGGAGCGCGGCCGCGGCCGCCUGUUCCGCGUCGCGUCCGACCCGGACGCCGUCGCCGCCGCCCGGAGCCUGCCCGAGCCGGUCCAGACGGAGCCCGGCACGGUCGGCGACGUGCAGCGCAUGCCCGACGGCAGCGGGCGCCUCUUCGUCAGCUCGAGCUCGCUCAUCGACGGGUCCUCCUUCAGCAUCGUGGAGCCGUCGGCCCAGACGUCGGAGCUGGUGUCGUCGCUCUCGCGGCAGGGCAAGACCUUUGGCCUGUCGCGGUCCCAGGUCGACGAGAUCUGGUUCGCGGGCGCGGGCGACUACCAGGUCCACGCGCUCGUCGUCAAGCCGUCGCACUUUGACGACUCCAAGCGGUACCCGCUCGCGCUGCUCAUCCACGGCGGGCCCCAGGGCGCCUGGAACGACAGCUGGAGCACCCGCUGGAACCCGGCCAUCUUCGCCGAGCAGGGCUACGUCGUCGUCUGCCCCAACCCGACCGGCUCGACCGGCUACGGCAUGGCGCUGCAGAACGGCAUCAGGGGCGAGUGGGGCGGCCGCCCCUACAACGACCUCGUCAAGUGCUUCGAGCACAUUGAGCAGCACAUGCCCUACGUCGACACGGUUCGGUCCGUCGCUCUCGGGGCCUCGUACGGAGGCUAUAUGAUCAACUGGAUCCAGGGACACGACCUCGGGCGCAAGUUCAAAGCGCUGGUCUGCCACGAUGGCGUCUUCAGCACACAGAGCCAGUACUCGUCCGAGGAGCUCUUCUUCCCCAUCCACGACUUUGGCGGGAGUCUCUGGGAGAACCGGGAGGGCUACGAGAAAUGGGAUCCCUCCAAGCACGUUGAUCAGUGGUCCACAGCUCAGCUGAUCAUCCACAACGAACUCGACUACCGCCUCACCAUUUCCGAAGGCUUGGCAGUCUUCAACGUUCUGCAGCACAGGGGUAUUGCGAGCCGCUUCCUCACAUUCCCCGACGAGAACCAUUGGACUCUCAAGCCCGAGAACUCGCUCCUUUGGCACCAGGAGGUCAUUGGCUGGAUCAACAAAUACGUCGGCAUGGACCAGUCAGAACUGGCACAAAAGACCCAGAAUGUCAGGAUAUGAGAAAUCCCACACAAGCCCCGCUUGGUUUCUGUUCAAUGAGUGUAACAACGGACGCGGGAGAGUAGAUGGAGGGAAUCGCACGAGAUUAUAGCAGAGGCCAUCAAGGGCGAUCUGGAAUCAGCACAUCUCUGACCUCCUGAAAUGACCACAUAC